CUCUCUCUCUCUCUCUCUCUCUCUAUUUAGUAUGAUAUGGAUGAAUGGAAGUGAUAUGUGUUUUCCCCUCUGCCCUCAAUCACCUAUGCUAUGUGAAACAGUGCCGUUUGGCAUGACGUGCAGAGGGGUCUCAACAACCAACCAUUAUUUAUUAUUGAUCAUGAUGAUUAGUUAACUGCUUCAUUUUAACCACUAACUACCAUUCUUUCACCCGCUAACAGCCCCAUCACGACGCCUGCCUGGCCGCCGUUUCCCCGUGGCGUGGAUUCCUUUCCGCCUCCCCUCCAACCAGCCCUGGAAGUUAACCUUAUUAUUAGUUACAACUUACCGGUCAGGCUGCGGCAAGCUCUGGCGAAUAAUGAAUGUGUCCCGUUUAACUAUGGGGCCGAGGACACCACGCCAAAGUAAAGUCCCUCUGAUUCACUCGCGACUUCGCUGGUUUCCUUGAAGCAUUGAAACCCCUUUCAUGCAAGACAGUCAGUCUAACGGAGCUGGCUAAUAUUUUAGGAUUCUCUCUCUUUUUUUUGUUUUUCCUUCUUUUGCUUGGUUGCUUCUUCUUUGGAAGCAGAGUAUUGAACGAUGCUGACGCUGGACCCUACCCUGCUGCUGGCAGCAACCAGUCCCGGCGCUUGCUGGUACGUAGUGGUGCUGACGAUGUGAUAUGAUGAGGCAGAAGGCCCGACAGCCCUCUUUUUUGUCUCUCUUCUGGCCCUACUGAUGCGAUGCCCCGUGGACCCAGGCGAGCUGCUGUUCUAAAUCGGGUCUACUCCGUGAAUUUUUGGCUUCGUCACUUUUUGUCUGCCAAUGCAGGGGAACAAAGCCGACGAGAUAGACUGGCUCCAAUAACUCUGAUCGUUUUUGUUCUGGUUCUGUCUGGAGACAGCGGGAUAAAUACUUUAUUGUCUGCUGCCAUUUUCUGUCAGAUCCUCUUUUUUGUCUUGUUGUAUUAUUUCAUGCCUCCUCCCAUAACUAACUAACUAACCGCUGCUUCUUCUUCAUCUCGGGCAACAUUCCUCUCGUGGUCAGAGUAUAUAUAUAUAUAUAAUCUUUGCUGCCCCUCCUGCUCUUCCGAACCGGAGCUAUAUUCGGAAACUAUUUCUCCCCCACUUCUUACUAUAUUACCCACCAGAUCUCGUGAAUCUAUAUAACUUUAUAGUAUCUAUCUGGUAUCUGUUUCGUUUUUGUUUUUGUUAUUACUUAAUUCCCCCUUCCGUCAGUUUGAAUACAUCCAGCAGCCAACAUGCCUGUCUCACAUCUCACAUUGACCGUGUCACAUUUGCCAACAUCAACUUCCUUCUUUCUCUCCUGCCUGCAACCUCUUGGAUACCGCUUUAUCGGCCGCCACGAUAACAAUGUUGGUUUUGGCUCCGUGCCUGGAGAGCCUGCAGACUUUUGGAUCGCAGAGGAGAGACCAGGAGUCCCUGCUGGUGCUGCGCAUGUAGCCUUUCCAGCCCCAUCUCGUGAUGCUGUUAGCCAGUUCUUCAUUGCUGCCCUGAAAGCAGGCGCAAAGAUCCAUGGAGAGCCGACUCUACGUGAUGCAGAACAGAAUUAUUACAGCGCUGCCGUUAUCGAUUUUGACGGUAAUAGCAUUGAAGCUGUUCAUCGCCCCAGAAGCUCUGGAUCAGAUAAGGCGUCUGCUGACAGGGCAUUGACGAUCAUUAAGAAUGGCUCCGUUGUUUCUAGGGCUUCGUCCACCAAGACGGAAAGUGUUGUCCGUGCUAAAUCAGAGAUCGGAACCUACGUUAGCAAAGCUAAGACAGCUGUUUCAAAACCCGCUGCCGCAAGCGCCUCGCCACAGAGCAGAGCACCAGCUUCGAUUCAACUUCAACAACAGCCUGUGCCUCAGCCAAGGGAUUCCACAAAUGGCGCUAAAGCUGUUGUUGGAACUCUUCUAGGAGCCGCUGCGGGAGCAGCAAUUGCGUAUUCCAUUUUCAAAGCCGACUCAUCAGAACCCUCACCAACACAACAGCAUCAGUAUGUUGAGCAACCUGCCCCUGCUUUUGCACCAGCACCAGAGCCAACAUUGUACAGGGCCAUAGAAGCACCACCUGCCCGAAGUAUGACCUUCGGCGGCGUCGAUAACGAGUACGCCGACUACGCACGGACUAUGCUGUCUAAAAACCCACGCGCAAGUACCAUCAUGGAAGGCCUCGAGAACUGCUCUAGGAUUUGGGGUCAAACCCAGAGUGUCCGGGGCGGUGAUGGGUAUGAAUACAACAACGCAGGUCGCCGCGCAUCCAGCGCAAGCGUAUACAGUGGCAUGCAGGACAUGGACAUCCCGAUCCGUGCCAUAGAAGCCGUCCCCUUCGAAGAAGAAGGCUCCGAAUGCUCCUACUCCUACGCGCGCAAACAACCAAGUACCUUCAUCAGCAGCUUCAAAGAACGACCCCACCACUACGACGACGACAACGCCAGCAACUACACCUCCUCGACGCUAAAAGCCUCUUCAAAAACCCAUCACUCAAGUCACUCAGCACACUCCCGCCCGUCCUCGCACCACUCGCACUCGUCCCGCUCCACCCGCUCCAUCAUCACUAUCAAGGAUAUCCACACGAGCUCCAAAUCCUCCACCCCAACCGCCUCCGUCUACUCCCACACCCACUCCGCCCGCAACAUCCCCCUCCCCUCAGGAUCAGUAACCACAAUCUCCACCUCCUCCAGCCGCCGCAGCAGCAAAGACCACCCCAGCAGCCGUGGCAGCAGCUCUCCAUCCAAGCACUCUUCCACCUCCCCCACCCGCAGCCACCACUCAAGCAGCAAGCAUUCCCACGCCAGCUACGCAAACUCCUCCCGCCACAUGCCGCUGCCAGACUCCGUCGCGGGCGCCAGCACGAUAUUCCUCGAGGGCGUCGAUGUCGAUUCGCACGUGACGCCUGUGGCGGCAAGUCGCGCGUCGACGUCGCGACGAUCGACACGGUCGAGCAAGUUUGAUGAACCCGUGCGGCCGAGCGAUAGUGUAAGUCAGGUGUCGACGAAUGUGUCGAGGCAGAGUGGGCGGAGUAGUCGGAGGUGAUGGGUUCGUUGUUGGGUGUUUUUGGGACUUUGGGACUCGUUCUGGUGUUGGGAGUUGGGAGUUGGGCGUUAGGAGUUGGGAGUUUGCGAGCUGGAGCGCCGCUGUGGGGUUUGUGGUAAUAUGGGUAUAGAAUAGAGGAAUAAGAGGGAGCUGUC
Molecule: messenger RNA, 3168 nt
Organism: Blastomyces gilchristii SLH14081
Lineage: Eukaryota; Fungi; Ascomycota; Eurotiomycetes; Onygenales; Ajellomycetaceae
Product: glyoxalase
Exons: 2
Coding region: 1241-3013 (590 amino acids)
Source: RefSeq, a predicted model, not a curated record